Messenger RNA from Torulaspora delbrueckii, 5493 nucleotides. RefSeq names its product bifunctional urea carboxylase/allophanate hydrolase (gene DUR12). Lineage: Eukaryota; Fungi; Ascomycota; Saccharomycetes; Saccharomycetales; Saccharomycetaceae. The transcript has a single exon. Gene Ontology annotation, molecular function: metal ion binding; methylcrotonoyl-CoA carboxylase activity; ATP binding. The coding region runs from base 1 to 5493 and encodes 1830 amino acids. The record is from RefSeq and is a predicted model, not a curated record. Gene Ontology annotation, cellular component: mitochondrion.
AUGACCUCGCAGAACAGCAUUGGUUGGUCUGUUGAUGAAUGGAUUCAAUUCCAUUCCAAUUCUACUCCAGAUGCUUCUUACAACUUGUUACACAAUUUAUUGAAAUCUCAAAAGGUGGCUCCAAUUGAUCCAGCUUGGAUUUCUGUUGUAUCAGAAAAUAAUUUACAGCAACAAUGGCGAGUAUUGCAAAGUAAGAAUAAUAAGGAAACCUUACCACUUUAUGGUGUUCCGAUUGCCGUUAAGGACAAUAUCGAUGCCAAAGGGUUUCAAACGACAGCUGCUUGUCCUUCUUUCACAUAUGAACCUGAACAAGACUCUACAGUGGUAAAAUUAUUGAGAGACGCAGGUGCCAUUAUCAUUGGUAAGACUAAUUUAGAUCAAUUUGCAACCGGGUUGGUCGGGUGCAGAUCACCUUAUGGGAAGACUCCCUGUGCAUUCAGUGCUGAUCAUGUAUCUGGUGGAUCCUCCGCUGGUUCUGCUUCUGUAGUAGCCAGAGGAAUUGUGCCCAUUGCACUAGGCACAGACACCGCUGGUUCCGGUAGAGUUCCUGCUGCAUUGAACAAUUUAAUCGGUUUGAAGCCCUCAAAGGGCGUCUUUUCCUGUCAUGGUGUUGUACCAGCUUGCAAAUCACUUGACUGUGUAUCUAUAUUCUCAUUGAACUUGAGUGACGCUGAGCGUUGCUUUAAGAUUAUGUGCAAACCAGACACUGCUAAUGACGAGUACUCAAGAGCGUUCCCAUCUAACCCUCUUCAAAAAUACCCAAAGAAUGUCACUAUCGCUAUACCAGAGAAUGCCCCAUGGUACGGUGAAAUCGCUAACCAAAAACUUUACGAAGCCGCUGUUGAACAAUUGAAGAACACCGGGGCUAAUGUUAUUUCACUUGAUUUUGAGCCUUUGUUGGAAUUGGCUCGUUGUCUAUACGAAGGGGCUUGGGUAGCUGAAAGAUAUGAAGCUAUUAGAGACUUUUUGAGCACAAACCCACCAGAAGACACUUUGGACCCAACUGUUAUCUCUAUCAUCAAGACAGCUACCAAAUAUGAUGCAGCAGAUGCUUUCAAAUUCGAAUACAAGAGACAAGGCAUUUUACAAAGAGUUGAAAAAGUACUACAGGAGAUCGAUGUCUUGUGUGUUCCAACUUGUCCUUUGAAUCCGACUUUCGAAGAAGUUACUAAAGAACCUGUCUCGGUUAACUCCAAGCAAGGUACUUGGACCAACUUCGUCAACUUGGCAGAUAUGGCUGCCUUGGCUAUCCCAGCAGGUUUCAGACCAGAUGGUCUGCCAAACGGUAUCACUUUGAUCGGUAAGAAAUUUACAGAUUAUGCUUUGUUAGAUCUAGCUAAGACAUUCUUCCAGUCAAAGUACCCUAACGGCUCUAGAAAUUACGGUAUCUUCUUGGACUACAAGGUCAGCACCAAGGAUGAUGACUUAAAGGGUCCAGAGAUCACACCUUCCAGCUCAGUGAAAUUGGCAGUCGUUGGUGCGCACUUGAAGGGCCUACCUCUGCAUUGGCAACUUGAAAAAGUUAAUGCCACCUACAUUUCAUCUCCAAAGACCUCAAAGAAAUACAAACUUUAUGCUCUACCCAAGGUUGGCCCUAUUCUCAAGCCAGGUUUGAGAAGAGUCGGUGAUGAUGACGGCUCACAAAUUCAACUAGAGGUCUACAGCAUUCCAACGGAAAACUUUGGUACUUUCAUUUCUAUGGUCCCAGAACCAUUGGGAAUCGGUUCCGUUGAACUAGACUCUGGUGAAUGGGUCAAAUCUUUCAUCUGCGAAGAAUCCGGUUACAAAGCCAAGGGCUCCGUCGACAUCACCUCGUAUGGCGGUUUCAAGCCUUACUUCAACUUUUUAAAAGAAGAGGAAGGUAAAGUGAAGAAGCCAUUCAACACUGUUCUAGUUGCUAACAGAGGUGAAAUUGCCGUUCGUAUAAUAAAGACCUUGAAGAAACUAAAGAUUGAUUCUGUUGCUGUUUAUUCUGAUCCAGACAAAUAUUCGCAACAUGUUCUUGAUGCAGACAAAGCUAUCCCAUUAUAUGGUCGUACUGCAGCCGAAACAUAUCUGGAUGUCGACAAGAUCAUUAAAGCAGCCAAGGAAACAGGCUCUGAAGCUAUCAUUCCUGGUUAUGGUUUCCUCUCCGAAAAUGCUGAUUUCUCCGACCGUUGUGGGGCAGAAGGUAUAGUAUUCGUUGGUCCAUCUGGUGCUGCUAUCAGAAAAUUGGGUUUGAAGCAUUCCGCAAGGGAAAUCGCAAAGGAGGCCGGUGUUCCUUUGGUUCCUGGCUCUCCGUUGGUCAAGUCUGCAGCUGAAGCAAAAGAAAUCGCUGCCAAACUUGAAUAUCCAGUGAUGGUCAAAUCGACUGCCGGUGGUGGUGGUAUUGGUUUGCAAAAAGUAGAUUCCGAAGAUGAGAUAGAGAGAGUCUUUGAAACGGUUCAACACCAAGGCCAAGCGUACUUCGGUGAUUCCGGUGUUUUCUUGGAAAGAUUUGUUGAAAACGCAAGACAUGUGGAGAUCCAAUUGAUGGGUGACGGUAACGGUAAAGCUAUCGCUCUUGGAGAAAGAGAUUGUUCUUUGCAACGUCGUAACCAAAAGAUUAUUGAGGAAACUCCAGCUCCUAAUCUACCAGAAGCAACCAGAGCAAGAAUGAGAAAAGCAUCUGAAAACUUGGGUGCUCUCUUGCACUACAAAUGCGCGGGAACGGUUGAAUUCAUCUAUGAUGAGAAGAGAGACGAAUUUUACUUCUUGGAGGUCAACACAAGACUACAAGUUGAACAUCCAAUUACUGAAAUGACAACAGGCCUGGAUUUGGUCGAAUGGAUGCUUCGUAUCGCUGCCGAUGAUCCUCCAGAUUUUGAUUCUAGUAAAAUCACUGUUACUGGUGCCUCUAUGGAAGCUCGAUUGUACGCUGAGAAUCCUGUCAAGAACUUCCGUCCUUCUCCUGGUCAAUUAACUGAAGUUGAGUUUCCUAGCUGGGCUCGUGUUGAUACUUGGGUUUCCAAAGGUACUAAGAUCUCAGCUGAAUAUGACCCAACUCUGGCCAAGAUUAUCGUUCACGGAAAGGACCGUAACGAGGCCAUUUUGAAAUUGAACCAGGCUUUGAACGAAACUUCGGUAUACGGUUGUACCACCAACUUAGACUAUCUAAGAUCUAUCGCUUCCUCAAAAAUGUUUAAAGAAGCCAAGGUCGCUACGAAGGUUCUAGACUCCUAUGACUACAAACCAUCCGCUUUCGAGAUCCUAACACCAGGUGCUCAUACCAGUGUUCAAGAUUAUCCAGGUAGAAUCGGAUACUGGCGUAUCGGUGUUCCACCUUCGGGUCCUAUGGAUGCUUACUCAUUCAGAUUGGCGAACAGAAUUGUUGGUAAUAACGAAAAGGCACCUGCCAUCGAAAUUACAUUAACAGGUCCAACGAUCAAGUUCCAUACUGAAUGCGUAGUUGCCAUUUCUGGCGGAACAGCAGAAUGCACAUUGAAUGAUUCAGAAGUCGCUCUAAACAAACCUAUUACUGUUGGAAGAGGUGACGUCUUGGCAAUUGGCAAGCUAACUAACGGUUGUAGAGCUUAUUUGGCAGUAAGGAACGGUAUCGAUGUUCCUGAAUAUUUGGGAUCAAGAAGUACAUUUACCCUCGGUGAACUAGGUGGUUACAACGGAAGAGUCUUGAAACUCGGUGAUGUUUUGUUUUUGAACCAUCCAGAAUUGUCAUCUUCAUCAUUACCAGGUCCUGAGUUUGCUCCUCAACCAGCACCAGCUGAUUUGUUGCCAAGAUUCCCAACUAACAAAGAAUGGACAAUUGGUGUUACAUGUGGACCACACGGCUCGCCGGAUUUCUUUAAGAAAGAAUCUGUUGAGAAAUUCUUCGCCGAUAAGUGGAAGGUUCAUUACAAUUCUAACAGAUUUGGCGUUAGGUUAAUUGGUCCAAGACCAGAAUGGGCCAGAGUUGACGGUGGCGAAGGUGGUCUGCAUCCAUCCAAUGCCCAUGACUACGUUUAUUCCGUAGGUGCUUUAAACUUUACUGGUGACGAGCCUGUCAUUGUCACUUGUGAUGGUCCAUCUCUAGGUGGUUUUGUGUGUCAAGCAGUUGUACCAGAAGCCGAACUCUGGAAAGUCGGCCAAGUUAGACCCGGUGAUAAUAUCCAAUUUGUUCCUGUUUCAUAUGAAGCUGCUAGAGAAAUCAAGGAAUCGCAAGAUGAAGCAAUAUUGAAGCUAAACUCAUCUUGUUUGAGGAGAUUAGACAAAUCAUUGGAAUUGCCAACUUUUGAAAACCCAGUUUUAGCUCGACUAGAGAAGAGAUCUGAUUUGUCCCCAAAAGUCACUUACAGACAAGCAGGUGAUCGUUACAUACUUGUCGAGUAUGGUGAGAAUGAAAUGGAUUUCAAUAUCUCAUACAGAAUCGACCGUCUGAUUAAGUUGGUCGAGUUGCAUCAAACCGUUGGUAUUGUUGAAAUGUCUCAAGGUGUGAGAUCAGUAUUGAUCGAAUUCGAUGGUGCCAAGAACAGCCAAAAGAACUUAAUCGAUACCUUGUUAGCUUAUGAGAAUGAGAUACAGUUUGACAAGAACUGGUCAGUGAAAUCGAGAAUUAUCAGGUUACCAAUGGCUUUUGAAGACUCCAAAACUCUUGCCUGUGUUACGCGUUACCAAGAAACUAUUCGUCCUACCGCUCCAUGGUUGCCUAACAAUGUUGAUUUUAUCGCUGAUGUUAACGGUAUUAAGCGUGAGGAAGUGAGAGACAUGAUGUACACUGCUAAGUUUAUGGUCCUUGGUUUAGGUGAUGUUUUCUUAGGCUCUCCAUGUGCAGUCCCUCUUGACCCUCGUCAAAGAUUGCUCGGUUCGAAGUACAAUCCAUCUAGAACCUACACUGAAAGAGGUGUUGUUGGUCUUGGUGGUAUGUACAUGUGCAUUUACGCCACUUCAAGUCCUGGUGGUUAUCAAUUGGUCGGUAGGACUGUUCCUAUCUGGGAUAAACUCACCUUGGCCUCUUCUUCUAAGCAUCCAUGGUUGUUGACUCCCUUCGACCAGGUUGAGUUCUACCCAGUUUCUGAAAAAGAGCUAGAAAAGUUCACUGAAGAGUGCGAGAGUGGUAAGUUUGAGUUUGAGAUUGAAGAUAGUGUUUUCAGUCACAAGGAAUACUUGGGAUGGAUUCAAGAAAACAUUGAUUCAAUCGAAGCUUUUAAGAAGAGUCAAAUUGGUGAGAAAUCUGCAGAAUUCGCCAAAUUGAUUCAAGCUGCAAACUCCGACUUGAAGAGCUCAGAGACAAUAAAAGUUCAAUCAGAAGAAACAUAUCCUGAAGAUGCCGAACUUGUAUAUUCGGAACACUCAGGUCGUUUCUGGAAACCUAUUGUCUCUGUCGGUGAUGAAGUUAAAGCUGGCCAAGGCUUGAUUAUCGUUGAAGCCAUGAAGACGGAAAUGACUGUUUCAGCUACGAGGGAUGGUAAAGUUUUGAAAAUUUUACAUGAGAACGGUGACAUGGUCGACGCCGGUGAUUUAGUAGUUGUAUUGGAAUAG